AUGUACGGCUCGUACGGCUCAUACAGCUCCAUGAGCAGUGCCGCAGAGACCUCCUGGCCCAUCAACAUCGGCAGCGGCCGCUCUUCCACAGCAUGCGCUUUCCCCUCAUGGCCCAACCGGGCUUGCUUGGGGUCUGGCUCGUCCGCGUCCUCGUGUUCCUCGUACCUGAGUGACGAAGACCUCUUUCUCGACGACAUGGAGGACCCCGGCUACACCAGCAGCGGCGCCUCCAGCCGCAGCAACAGCAACGCCUCCAGCAUCUCACCACCCCAGGGCUGGCGCAAUGCCCAGCAGCCUUUUGCCGUCAUGGCUGAGGUGAACAACAACUUUGCGCCUGCCGACCCGUCCGAGGACGAGCUGGCCGAAAUCCAGCGCGAGCGCUCUGCCUACCAGCGCGAGCUGGUCCGCGCAGUCCUGCUCGAGAAGGAGCGCCGCAAAACGGCGGCGUCGGCUGCGCGCCGCCAGCGCCGCGCAGCAGCAGCUGCUACUGCUGCUGCUACUAUCGGUGCUUCACCAUCUGCCUCUUCGCGCAAGAAGUCGGCCAAGCUGACUGCCAUUGCCGAGGAUGCCUAA
Molecule: messenger RNA, 573 nt
Organism: Sporothrix schenckii 1099-18
Lineage: Eukaryota; Fungi; Ascomycota; Sordariomycetes; Ophiostomatales; Ophiostomataceae
Exons: 1
Coding region: 1-573 (190 amino acids)
Source: RefSeq, a predicted model, not a curated record